AUGUCCGCUUCCCUUGACCAGAAGGCAGGCUCGCCUGCUGCCUCGCCCGAUCGCGAAGUUGAUGAGAAAGUCGCAACACCGGUUACUGCUGAUGACAACGAGGGUGAACAGCCCGCUGAAGCUCAUGCUGUGACGGAAGAAACUGCAGAGGGUAUCGAAGACGAGACCCGCGGCGGAAACGAUGACGAAGAUGACGACGACAAGCUCUCAGACGACGAGUCUAUUUUGUCUGAGGUUGAUGAGGCGCAAUUCGAUAAUUUCGACCCCGAGAACGUUGACGUGGAAGACCGCCCGCAGCUCGCGAUUGACGAGGAUAACUUGAAGCUCAUUGGUCGUCACAAGCGCAAGCGCACUGAGGAUGGCGAGACUCGCCCGCGCCGAAAGGAGGGUCGUCGUGAGAAGAAGAGUCGCCGAGCUGUUGAUGAAGCAGGUGACGAAAAAGGCCCGUCUCGUCGACGGGAGCGCAAACAGCGGGAAGAGAAGCCCGAUACAGAUGAGGAGACUCUUGACCCGGAGACCCGACGUCGCCGCGCUCUCGACCGUGCUAUGGACGAGGCGAUGAAGAAGCCGGCCAAGAGACGUUUCCGCAAGCAAGACGGCAUUGACUUGGAAUCUAUGGCAGAUGCCGAAAUCGAGGAUAUGCGCAAGCGCAUGACCCAUGCAGCGCAAAUGGAUGCAAUCAACCGCCAAGAAGGAAAACCAGCUAUGCACAAGCUCAAGCUACUCCCCGAAGUCAUCAUGCUCCUCAAUCGCAACCAGUACACCAGCGCCUUGGUCGACCCGGAGAUCAACUUAUUGGAAGCCGUUCGGUUCUUCCUGGAACCUCUGGACGAUGGCGCGAUGCCCGCAUAUAAUAUUCAGCGUGACCUGUUAACUGCCAUUACUAAGCUGCCAAUCAACAAAGAUGCUCUGAUUGCUAGUGGUAUUGGAAAGGUGAUUGUCUUCUAUACCAAGAGCAAACGCACUGAGCGCCGUAUCAAGGAAAUGGCAGAGAAGUUGUUGGCGGAGUGGACACGACCGAUUCUGCAACGCAGCGAUGAUUAUUCGAAGCGUGUCUACCAGGAGGCUGAUUACGAUCCUACGAAAGUUGUCAGGCGUGCCGCUCCCACGGCCAAGGAGAUCGAAGCCGAAGCCAACGCCCUUGCUCUACUUCCUCCCCGUCUUCACAACCGUGCCCGUGUCGAUCGUACCAACGUCAGCUACACUGUGGUUCCGCGCCAGACAGCUGUACGCGAGACUCAGUAUGCCCGUCCUCUGGGUGCCAGCGGCGAGGAUCGGUUCCGCAAGAUGCAAGCCCGCCAGGUUGCGGCACGCAAGGCCUCAGGUCGUCGGUAG
Penicillium paradoxum is the source of this 1335-nucleotide messenger RNA. Its product is annotated as transcription factor SPN1. Gene Ontology annotation, cellular component: nucleus. The record is from RefSeq and is a predicted model, not a curated record. The transcript is spliced from 4 exons. NCBI's taxonomy places the organism in Eukaryota, Fungi, Ascomycota, Eurotiomycetes, Eurotiales, Aspergillaceae. Gene Ontology annotation, biological process: poly(A)+ mRNA export from nucleus. The coding region runs from base 1 to 1335 and encodes 444 amino acids.